GUGGCUGGGAGAGGAGGCGAGGCCCUCCCUCCAUAAAGGAAGCGCCGGAGGCCCACCGCGCGGCCGCCACAUCCAGAGAAGGCGGCGAACGCGAUGAAAGUCGGGAGUGCAGCGACGGUGAUGGGAGCGGCGGCACCCCGGCUGCUCUCCGUGUGGUUGGCGCUGUGGCUGGCCAGCGGUGCCGAAGCCGUCCUGCUCGGAAUGCUGCUACGCCGGAGCACCCUGGGCUCUAUGAUACCAAAGCCGUCCAUCAAGAUAUACCGCGACCUGGACAACGGCCACGGGUCCGGCCUGCGGUCGGGCUUCAAGGUUGGAAUCGACGCCACCUUCGGAGGCAGCAACUCGAAGGAGCAGAAGCAGGAGGACGACGACGCCCUCGGAGACAGGUACCACCACCAUCAACACGACGACUACAAGCUGCAGCAGGGAGACUACGACCUGCACAGGUACCAGAAGAGUCCCUCGAUCACCGUGGAAAUAAGGGCAAGGGAACCACCCGAACCCCCGACCACAGAGCCACCUCCUCCCAAGGGCUUCUCGCUGAGGCGGAUCGUGAAACGACGCCGCAAGGGACGGCGCACCACGACGCUGCCACCGCUGACGCUACCGCCACCGCCACCUCCGGACAUGUCGCUGAUGCCCACCUACCGCAAGGAGCUCAUGUACCCGGAGUACGCGUUCGGCCCUUACAAAGGACACACGCUCAUGGGAUUCACCUACGACGGACAGGACUUCAAAAGCUAGCAUCCCGAAGAAGGUUUCACACGUGCUGUCUUCGACGGAACGACACACACGCAGAUCCG
Rhipicephalus microplus (southern cattle tick) is the source of this 803-nucleotide messenger RNA. RefSeq lists its product as uncharacterized. NCBI's taxonomy places the organism in Eukaryota, Metazoa, Arthropoda, Arachnida, Ixodida, Ixodidae. The record is from RefSeq and is a predicted model, not a curated record.